CCUUCACGUACAAGCUUCGGUAACAGUAAACAAAACACCAACACAACGUGCACGGCGCAGAUCGUGUACGUCCUGGAGAUCCUACAGAUUUGACAGGCAUUAAUUAUUUUCAGCUACAUCUACUCGCAAUGUCGACUCAUCUCUCCAAAACAGACUCCGAGGUGAGUAGCGUCUCUCAAUCUUCACCGGCGAGGACUCCAAGCGGCGGUCGCCCGGUCUACUACGUGCAGAGUCCGUCCAGGGAUUCCCACGAUGGGGAGAAAACCACCAACUCCUUCCACUCCUCUCCGGUGCUCAGCCCCAUGGGUUCGCCUCCCCACUCUCACUCCAACUCUUCCUUAGGCCCACAUUCCUCGCGUGAAUCCUCCUCCACGCGUCUCUCGCGCUCCAACCGAAAGCAUAACGGCUCCCGUAAAGGCAGCCGCAAACCAUGGAAAGAGUUUGACGCUAUUGAAGAAGAGGGACUUCUUGAAGGCGACGGCGCCGACCACGGCUUUCCUCGUCGCUGCUACUUCCCCGCUUUUGUCGCUUGCUUCUUUCUGCUUUUCACUUUGUUCUCCUUGAUCCUCUGGGGUGCUAGUCGGCCACAGAAACCUGUCAUCACCAUGAGGAGUAUUUCGUUUAAUCAAUUCGUGGUUCAAGCCGGAAUUGAUUACUCCGGAGUGGCAACCGACAUGGUGUCCAUGAACUGCACAGUGAAGCUCACAUUUCGCAACACUGCUACAUUCUUCGGGGUCCAUGUAACAUCGACCCCUCUGGAUCUCUCCUACUCUCAACUCACCGUCGCCACCGGAACUAUAAACAAGUUUUACCAGUCAAGAAAGAGCCAGAGAUCAAUAACAGUGACAAUGAAGGGGAGCAACAUUCCUCUGUAUGGUGGAGGAGCCAGCUUGGGCAGUCUGAAUGGGGCACCGACAGUGUCGGUGCCACUGAAACUGGACUUCAUGAGCCGAUCAAGAGCCUACGUGUUGGGAAGACUAGUGAAGCCCAAGUUUUACAAGAGGAUUGAAUGUUACGUAACUAUGGACCCCAGGAAGAUGAAUGUAGCCAUCUCUCUGCAAAAUAAGUGCAAUUACAGUUGAUGAAUUCAGAGCCACAGCUAAGAAACAAGACACCUGAGUAAGGUGCAAUUUCUGGUAGUGACAGAGUUGGGGCCGGGUAGCAAUUCUGUUUUCUAGGCAGCGUGAAAGGGUCAGGAGGAAAUAGCAAAUCUAGAGGACUGGUCGGUGGACUUAAUAUAUGUAUAUUUUUUUUGUAAUUUUGUUUUCCUAUGGGUUUCUUUUUGUUUAAACUUAAUAAUAAAUGGGUUAUAAAUAU
Molecule: messenger RNA, 1317 nt
Organism: Rubroshorea leprosula
Lineage: Eukaryota; Viridiplantae; Streptophyta; Magnoliopsida; Malvales; Dipterocarpaceae
Source: the annotation of a GenBank genome assembly